Molecule: messenger RNA, 688 nt
Organism: Onthophagus taurus
Lineage: Eukaryota; Metazoa; Arthropoda; Insecta; Coleoptera; Scarabaeidae
Source: RefSeq, a predicted model, not a curated record
UAUCACAAAUCUUGCAUAUUUGUUGUUCCCAGUCUUGUUGUAAGACAGUCACUAAUAAAAAUGUUACGGUAUUUAUCACCUUAUUUAUUUGUUUCAAUUAUUGUUUUUAACCAAGGUGUAUUUGUUACAUGUGUGGACGCUGAUAUUUAUUGGAGAGAUUAUGGAAGGACAAUCCCCUCGGAUGCGUUUCCUUCAGGACAUGGCACAUAUAUUGCCAUCGUUAUUUUUAACGGAGGACUUAUUCCAGCAACAUUAUACCCGCAUUUGUAUAUGGCUGUGUCUGAAGGGCCAAAUGGAAGAGUGGAGUUUAGGGACAAUAUUAAAAUUUUGUGUACAUCAAGACCAGAAUCAUUAACAUGGGAACCGGUGAGCGUAGAUCAAUUGAAUUUAACGUUCUUAAAAAAGUGUAUCCCGGGUGGAUAUGAGGACGGAUCAAAGUUAUAUAUAGGAAAAGUAUUUCACGAAGAGGAAUGGAAAAUUGGAAAGGUAUUCCCGAUAACUUCCGAAUGGAAAGGAUUGAGAGUUUGGUGGAAUAGUGGACAAACUUACACUCCACAAUAUUUUGAAGUGCUAAUGGUAGCCACACCAAAUGUUACUGUAUCGAUUAAUUAGAUUUGUACUAUACAUAAGCUAAAUAAAUUAAAAUACACAAUUAACAUUUAAAUCAACAAUGUAUUGAACUCCCGAA